Messenger RNA from Thermochaetoides thermophila DSM 1495, 2829 nucleotides. Its product is annotated as putative pheromone protein. NCBI's taxonomy places the organism in Eukaryota, Fungi, Ascomycota, Sordariomycetes, Sordariales, Chaetomiaceae. Gene Ontology annotation, biological process: G protein-coupled receptor signaling pathway. The coding region runs from base 1 to 2829 and encodes 942 amino acids. The transcript is spliced from 6 exons. Gene Ontology annotation, cellular component: G protein-coupled receptor homodimeric complex; membrane. The record is from RefSeq and is a predicted model, not a curated record. Gene Ontology annotation, molecular function: pheromone binding; mating-type factor pheromone receptor activity.
AUGUCCUCAGGGUCUCUCAACACCUUCAACGGUCGCAACCAGCCCGUCACCAUUAUCGGGCCCGAUGGCUCGACCGAAGUCGUCGUCCCUCUGUCCUCAUUCAACUACUUCCACACAGCUGCCACCUCGCUCUCCAUCCUAUAUGGCACGCAGCUUGGCGCCUGUCUGAUCAUGUUGGCCGUCGUGCUGGGCAUGACACCGCACAAACGUCUGCGCCGGCUCUCUACCGUCAUCAGUAUCCUCUCGCUCUUGCUCAACUCCGUUCGUACGCUGCUCUUCAGUCUCUAUUUCACCUCCUCCUGGAGUGAUUUUUAUGUCAUCUUCACCGGGGAUCGGAGCACCGUGAAGCAAGUUGAUCGUAAUAUGAGCAUCACGGCGACGUGUCUCAGCAUCCCGAUGACGGUGUUGAUUGAAGCUGCGCUGAUCGUGCAAGCGUCGUUGAUGAUCCAGCUAUGGCAGACGUUUUGGAAGGUUGCUGCCAUGAUGUUGUCUGUUGCGCUGGUUCUUACGACAAUUGGCUUCAACUUGGUGCAGACGGUCUUUCAGGUGCGCGCGGCGCUUGUAGUUAUGGAUCUCGUACCCUACACCUGGAUCAGGAAGACAUACGUCGGAUUGUUCACCUCCUCGAUCUGUUGGUUCUGCUUUCUCUUCAAUGUCCGUCUCAUAAUGCACAUGUGGACCAACCGCAGCAUCCUGCCCUCCAUGAAGGGUCUUAAGGCCAUGGACGUAUUGGUUAUUACCAACGGUGUUCUGAUGUUUAUCCCAGUCGUCUUCUCAGGCCUAGAAUGGGGCGAAUGGGCCAAGUUCGAAGCCGCAUCCCUCACCCAAACCUCUGUCAUCCUCGUCCUCCCCCUCGGCAUUCUCAUAGCUCAGCGCCUGGCCAACCCUCACUGGUUCGGCACCGAAGCUGCAAGCCACCCCUCGACGGGCUUAUCCGGCCUUGGUGGCUCUGCAGGUCCAAGUCUCGGUACCAACCCCUCUUCGACGGUCCAUACUCCUCCCGCGCAGACUUCAACAAGCUCGAGGAGGCAUCUGAUCAAUAGACAUGGAAGGAAGGAGUUGACUCCUACGGCUGGCUCCGAUGUUCUCAUGUAUCAUCAAGGCUUUGGCACUGCCCGGGGAGUCAUAACACAGAUUGAGAAGGGACCGAUGGCCGGAUACGGUCAUGGACAUGGGAAUUGGAAUGUUGAAGAAGAGGAUCGGAUCUUACCUGCUACUGAUCUGGGCGGGGUUAGGGUUGACUAUAAGAUUGAGAUAUUUUCGAGGGAGGCUUCUGGGCCUUCGCCGGUUGCGGCUGCGACGGCGGCAAUGCCUCAGAGGAAGAGGGAGGACACUACUCCACCAAUAACAACGACCGACUUCUCUAUCCUAAACCCCAACCUCGCCCCUGCGCCACUCCGACUGCCAAGGAAGAAUCGCUCCUCCGCGUCGGGAAGAGGGAACAAUGGAUCGGCGAUCUCGAUAGGACGUGUGAGCUCUGUAUCGCCGGCGCUUGCAGCGCUCGUCUCGAAAUUCGAAUCGUUAGAUGCAGUCGCAAGCACCGAGGGACGAGGACUGCGUGCUGAAGCAACUCUCAAUGUAGCCGCCAGAUCGCUGUUGCGGUCGUCGCUCGAUGGACAUAGAUCCUCGAGUGACGAGGGCCAUUCAGCAGGAGUUAAGGAUGGAACUUCGACUCUUCUUGAUUCAGGACGUGAUAGCCCUGGGCUAGAGACCCAUCGGUCUGAUAAGUUUGGCGACGAUGCCAGAGAAUCUUCCUGCGAUGCCUAUACCACCUUCUCUUUAACACACUCGACCCUCCAUGUCUCGCAGCAUUCCCUUCACCAUCCCUCAGCACUCACGACACCAGCACACAAGCUUGGACUCGAUGAUGCGACUUGCGAUCCUUCCCUGAUACCAAGCAAGCCACCCUGUUCUGCACAGUGCAAAUCACAAGAGUCCAGUGACGACUCCCAAGGUGAGCUCUUCCUCGAACACAUCCGCCUCCGCCUGGUGCACAGAACAAAGAGUCUCAGUGUCGCAGACUUGAGGAGAGUCUUUGAUCAGCCACAGGCUGGGUUGGAUGUCAAGAAAAUCAAGCCUUUAGUACCUAGGACUCCUGCCACUGCACCAGUACCUGCGCCUGCUUCGCCGCUCCUGGCCAGACAUUGGAAGAGGACGAAUAACAGUACAGAUGAGAAUGGGAAUGGGAUGAAUCCACUGCUAAAGGCGAGGCCAAGCCUGCCUAUGUUGGCGGAGACGACUGUUGCGAGCAGUACCAGGAGGGUAAUGAGGACGAUUAGUUCGCGAUGGAACGUGCUGCAGCCCCAAGGAGAGAAGAGAGGUGUCGAAGGAACAAAGGACGAGGGGACGCCUGUUUCGGUCAAGGACAAGAUCUUCCUGUUUGAGGAUCAGAAGAAUAAGAACAUUCACGAGGUGUAUAGACCAACGGGAAUAGAUGAGGCGUUGGAUUUAGACAUGAACUGGAAUCGACGGGAUGGAAGUUCCAAAACAACGGUCAGGGUUGAAGACAAAUCCCUAUCGAUGGAGGAACCAACAAGAUGCACAGAAACCCUCAAGAGGAAAUCCUUCACCAGCAAAAAGGUCAGCCGCCUUUUCUCGGGCAGCAGAAGCUCGGAAUCUCAACCCCAAGAUGAGCCCAAGUUGAAGCUCCCACUCUGGCGUCGCCAUCCCUCCCCCAACAGUGCUUCAUUCUCGACACGCCAACAAGCGCCUAAGCGAUCGUUCUCCCUCCGCGGAACUUUCAAAAAAGAACCCAAACCAGAGGAAGACGCCGCCACGGAAACUCCAGAAAAGGAGGGCCAUCUCAGGCACGAUACGGGCCAGGGCUGA